This is a messenger RNA of Halichondria panicea, 861 nucleotides long. Its product is annotated as tetratricopeptide repeat protein 12-like. Gene Ontology annotation, cellular component: cytoplasm; centrosome. The record is from RefSeq and is a predicted model, not a curated record. Lineage: Eukaryota; Metazoa; Porifera; Demospongiae; Suberitida; Halichondriidae. The transcript has 6 exons. The coding region runs from base 32 to 748 and encodes 238 amino acids. Gene Ontology annotation, biological process: sperm axoneme assembly; axonemal dynein complex assembly. Gene Ontology annotation, molecular function: protein binding.
UUUCCUGCUUGGGCUGAGCUGGGAGGAGCUCAUGCUCAGUGGUGCCUUGGAAAUGUCUGCUGGGGAGGAAGAUGUUCUCUCAGAAACCUCAAAACAAGACCUCAGCAGCUUCUUAGCAAGAGUGAAUGAAAUUGGUGAUUUGGUGAAAGGGCUCAGUACUUCAAAUGACAAGACAGCUGCAGACGAGGCCAUUAAGAAAGCUGAUGCAUAUUUGCAUGUCUCCAAAGUAUCAGAAUCAACCAUUGGGUUUAACCAAACAUUUGUGAACACACCCACCACUGAAAGCACUCAAGCACAAUCGUCACAGCAAGAGCUCUGCCGCAGUCUAGAGGAGGAUGCUCAAGAGAGGACUGAGCGGAGGCGGGAGAGGGAGGCAGCUGGUCGGAAGUGGAAGAGUAAGGGGGCUGGAGCGUUCAAACGUGGAGACAUGGAGGAGGCCCUGGACUGCUACUCCAAGGCACUAGAGGAGACACCAUGGGUCAUCACUCUCUACACUAAUAGAGCACUGUGCUAUAACAAGAUGGGCAGGUAUAUAGAAGCGAUUGAAGACUGUGAUGAAGCCAUCAAAAUUGAGCCGGCUAAGAUUCGAGCACAUGUUCACAAAGGAAAGGCUCUUGUUGGCAUGGGAAACUACACUCAGGCCAUUGAGAGCUAUCAAGAAGCCUUGAAGCUCAAGCCUGAGACCAAGCUGAGAAGUGAGAUACAAGCUGAACUGGACUCUGCUUAUGCUACCUCUAAUAUCCAAUAGCUCUAGUCAAUCAACCAUGCACAUUGUUUGUGUACAUGUAUAUAUACCAUGAACAUUUCCCCACUUUGUACAGUUUCCGGUUGUAAUUGAAACAUGCCAACAUCUUAACUAUG